This is a messenger RNA of Octopus sinensis (East Asian common octopus), 992 nucleotides long. Its product is annotated as histone-lysine N-methyltransferase SETMAR-like. Gene Ontology annotation, cellular component: nucleus. Gene Ontology annotation, molecular function: histone H3K9 methyltransferase activity; protein binding; zinc ion binding. NCBI's taxonomy places the organism in Eukaryota, Metazoa, Mollusca, Cephalopoda, Octopoda, Octopodidae. The record is from RefSeq and is a predicted model, not a curated record.
UUGUAUCAAAUCAUGGAAGAAUUUCAAAUACAUAAAACAAAACAUUCCUGGACAAGGAUGUCAAAUGGAAGACUUUGAGACUCAAUUUAGAGGCUGCACAUGUGAGCAAAUCAUCUGCAAACCAAACAGUUGUUCUUGUAUACAGAUAUCUGGUGGCGCUGCAUACACAGAAGACCAAAGAAUUCAACAGCGAUAUUUUCCUUCCACAGUAGAAUCAUCUGAAUCGGAACUCUCUUCACCAAUUUAUGAAUGUAACCCGGAUUGUUCUUGCAGAGCCAACUGCUCCAAUCGGUUAGUUCAGCAUGGCAUUCGCUUCAAAACGGAAGUAUUUUCUGCCUCACCUGGCAAAGGGUUUGGCUUGCGUACUUUGGAAUUUAUUCCCAGAGGUUCCAUCAUUAGUGAGUAUGCCGGAGAAAUUAUUGGUAACGAAGAAGCAAAACGGCGUUCACGUUUGAUUGAACUGCAAACUGAAAUGAACUACAUUCUUGUCUUGAAAGAGCAUUAUGGAGAUAAACUUGUCCAAGCAUGCGUUGAUCAACAUUUCGGUAACAUCAGCAGAUUUAUGAACCAUUCUUGUGAACCAAACCUAUGGAUGACGGCAGUAAGGGUUUCAAACGCUGUACCAAAGUUAAGCCUCUUUGCACUCCGAGAUGUAAAUGCUGGGGAAGAACUCUCGUUUCAUUACGGCGACGCUGACAACAAAAAUAGCAGUAGUAGUAGUAGUAGUAGUAGUAGUAGUAAAUUGAAACCUUGCAAAUGUGGUGCUGUAACUUGUUGUAGAUAUUUACCAUUUGAUGAAACCCUUUUCCACUGAAGUCAGCCCUUGUUUUUGUUUCUUUUCUGCAAUAUAACCUGUACUUAUUGGAGCAGAUGAUGCUUUCAAUGGAACUUAAUACGCAAGACACAGACAUGGCUGUGUGGUUAAGAAGCUAGCUUCGCAACCAUGUAGUUUCAGUUUCAGUCCCACUUUGUGGCACACCUUAGACAAGUGU